Molecule: messenger RNA, 477 nt
Organism: Nerophis lumbriciformis (worm pipefish)
Lineage: Eukaryota; Metazoa; Chordata; Actinopteri; Syngnathiformes; Syngnathidae
Source: RefSeq, a predicted model, not a curated record
AUGGACCUAAGUUGCACCAGCUGUCAUAUAAAUUGUUGUAUUUUCUGUAUGAUUGCCAGAGGUGAAGACCAAGAUGCGCAAGUUUUAAAAAGGGAUGAAAAGAUGGUGUGUUUCCGAGACAUUUUCCCAGCCGCCCCUCAUCACUACCUGGUCGUUCCCGUCGAGCACAUAGUCAACUGCUUCUCACUGCAUGAAGGACACAUCACACUAGUGGAAAAGAUGGUUGAAAUGGGGAGAGACGUACUGCGGGAUCAAGGAGUCGCAGACAUGACGGAUAUUGCGAUUGGUUUCCAUCAACCUCCAUACAUUUCAGUGGAACACCUCCACCUCCAUGUUCUUGCCCCGGCCAGUGAGAUCCAGGAAAACAUGAUAUUUAAGUUCAUACCUGGAACCCCGUCCUUUGUAGAUGAAAAAAAACUAAGGGAGCGCUUAAAAAGUAUUCCUUCAUGGACAUCUGCCCAUUGUAAACCUAGUUAA